AUGGAUGCCCACUGUGAGGUGAAUGUUAAUUGGUUGCCUCCAUUACUAGAGCCCAUUUAUCGAGAUAGAACUGUUAUGACAGUACCUAUUAUUGAUGUCAUAGAUUUGAACAAUUUCCGUUAUCACUCUGAAAAUCACAACGGUGAUUAUCGGGGUGGAUUUGACUGGAGUUUGCUGUACGAGAAACAUAAGCUUACAGCGCAACAGGAAAAAAGUAGAAAAUAUAAGAGCGAGCCUUACGACUCUCCCACUCAUGCCGGAGGUCUGCUUGCCAUCGAUCGUAACUUCUUUUUACGCCUCGAAGCAUAUGACCCAGGUCUUCUCAUUUGGGGUGGUGAAAAUAUGGAACUAUCGUUCAAGAUUUGGCAAUGUGGUGGAAGUAUAAAAUGGGUUCCGUGUUCUCGAGUUGGACACGUUUAUAGAAAGUUUUUGCCUUAUGAUUUCGGGCAAAGGAAAAAAGGACCUCUGGAUCUUUAUAAUUACAAGCGUGUAGUAGAAACUUGGUUUGAUCCCAAACACAAGGAGUACUUUUACACUCGAGUACCUUUAGCUCGUUUUUUGGACCAUGGAGAUAUUUCAAAGCAACUGAGCCUCAAAAAGAGACUCCGGUGCAAAAGCUUCCAAUGGUAUAUGGAAAACGUAGCGAACGAUAUUAUACCAGAUCUUCCCAGAAACAUGCAUUGGGGAGAACUUCGUAAUUUGGGAACCAAUUCGUGUAUGGAUUCAACACUUUUCGGACCACCCAGUUUAAUGAAAAUGAUGCCAUGCCACGGGUAUGGACAUACCCAAUUAAUUCGUUUAAAUGUGGAAGGUCAAUUGGCAGUUACUGAAUACUGCAUUGACGGAGAUCACGAAAAUAUCACACUGGUUUCAUGUUCGUCACGUGUUGCUGAUGGACCUUGGUCGUACUAUGAAUCAACACACUUUCUGAUUCAUCGUCCCAAAAAGUUAUGUCUUGUGCAGCAACCUGCAACACAUCGUCUUUUUCUCAGACCAUGUCAUAAAAAUAAUAAUUACCACAAAUGGAUUUUUCAAUCCCUUCGUCCUUGGUGGUGA
Molecule: messenger RNA, 1056 nt
Organism: Gryllus bimaculatus (two-spotted cricket)
Lineage: Eukaryota; Metazoa; Arthropoda; Insecta; Orthoptera; Gryllidae
Source: the annotation of a GenBank genome assembly